AUGGGUAAUUCAACUUCUUCUGUUGAUACAUCAUCAUCAUCGUCGUCCUCUGCAGGAAGGAAGAGGUCUAGUUCUACUCCAGUGUCUGUUGACUCUCUUCCCAUUCCCAGUGGUGGUGACAAUACUACAACAACUUCUUCAAGAUUCCUUCAAGUGAAGGACAACAAUAGCAGAAAGUCCAAGUCGUCAACAUCAUCACCGUCGUCAACAUCUAAAAAGAUCGAAAAGAAGUCAUCGAGCAAAGGAAGUAGCGGUAGUAGCAGCAAAAAGGGUAGUAACAAUAAUAGCAACCCUCAAUCACCCAAUAACAAUAACAAUAGUAAUGAUGGUACUGCUAAUACAAACGCCCCUCCUCCAUCUCCACAAUCUAUAACUGGAUCAUUCUCACCUCCAAUUCAAUCGCAGUCAUUACCAUCGCACUCGUUUAUAUCAUCAUCUUCGCCUUCAAACUCUACCAGUCCUUCAAUCUUACCAACUACAACAACAACAACAAACACAACAACCUCUUCUUCUUCUUCCCUUCUUUCAACCAUUUCAGAAGCUCUGAUUUAUAUAACAUCAGAUGAUGAAAUUGAUUAUACAAGAAAGAAUUUAAGAGAUUUGGAAAAGAAUAAUAUCAAGACUAUAGAUGGUAGUGGUGGUGGUGGAACACUUGAUAAACUAGUAAAGAUACAUCUUGGACACAAUUCAUUAACAACGUUACCAGAUUGGAUUGCAAACGAUUGCAAGAGUCUACAAUGUAUAAAUGUAUAUGAUAAUCAAAUAGAUCGGUUACCAUCGAAUAUAGGUGAGUUGGAGCAUCUAGAGAAAUUAAUCAUUUCCAUGAAUUCCAUUCAAUCAGUCUCUGCCAUUCCAGUCAUCCCCUCACUACAACACCUAUCGAUGGCAUCCAAUUUAAUAGCAGUCUUGGAACAAGAUCACCUCGAUCAAUUUGUAAAUUUAAAACACCUACUAUUGGAUAGAAAUCAAUUAGUAGACAUUCCAUCAUCUUCUUUAUUCCCAACUUCUUCAUUACAACUUCUCAGUCUAUCACACAACCAAAUCAAUAAUCUAAAUUUUAAUCAACCUUUUAUUAAUAUUUUAAAAUUAAAUUUAUCAUAUAAUAAAUUAAAAAAGAUAGAUGGACAAGUUUUAAUACAUUUAAAUCAUUUGGAAGAUUUGGAUUUAUCAUUUAAUGAAAUUAUAAGUUUUGGAGAUUCGUUGGAAUCUGAUCAAUUAUGUAACCUAAGAUCAUUAAAUUUAGAAUCGAAUCAAUUGGAAAGUUUAUGGGAACCAUUAUUCAAGAAUCAAUUUGGAAACCUUGUAUCUUUGAAUUUGGCAUCAAACAAACUUUUAUCUCUACCAACAUCGAUCAAUUGUCUUGGUCGAUUGGAAAUACUAUAUCUUGAUAAUAAUCAAUUAAAUAAUUUACCAUUUUCAUCUUCUUCAUCCUCUUCAUCAUCAUCAUCUCUAUCUUCUUCAUUAAAAGAAUUAUAUGUAAAUAAUAACAAAUUAAAUAAUACUAAUUUAUCAAGUAUAUUCGAAGCUUUUGAAAUAUUGGAAAAGAUUUCAGUUGCUUCAAAUCAAAUCGAUGCCAUAGAGAUUGAUGACUCUACUGCUCUUAAAUCAUUCAAAUCGAUUAGAAUGAUUGACUUGUCAAAUAACAAGCUUAAAACAGUUUCAAAAAAGAUUUAUUCAUUCAAACAACUUAACCAACUAGUACUGGCAAACAACAAGAUUGAAUCAUUGCCAUCAGAAAUUGGUAAAAUGGAUUGGUUGUUGGAUUUGGAUCUAACUAAAAACAAUAUCUUUUUAAAACAACUUCCAAGACAAGUUUAUCAAAAGGGUACUCAAGGUAUUAAAGAUUAUCUUUGUAAAUAA
Molecule: messenger RNA, 1860 nt
Organism: Cavenderia fasciculata
Lineage: Eukaryota; Evosea; Eumycetozoa; Acytosteliales; Cavenderiaceae
Exons: 2
Coding region: 1-1860 (619 amino acids)
Molecular function (GO): protein binding
Source: RefSeq, a predicted model, not a curated record